CUUAGAUUUCAAUUCUGCAAUUUUCUUCUGUGUUUUCUUUCAAAACCACAUCAUUUCUUCACCUGGAUAAGCCAUGGUGGGCAGUUACUUUGUACUUAUUCUGGUGGGAGGUAGCAGGUACCCGGUGGAAUAGUCAGAGGCAUGCGCAAGCUGGUUCGGACCCCAACGUUGAAAAAAAUUUGAAUUUAUUGUCCAAAAUUACAAAAUUUGCCUGAGAAAUUUGUUAAAGUUGAGUAAUUUAAUGUGUACUAUAGUGUUCAUGGAAGUUCGGUGUACAUUGAUGGCUGACGGUCAUGAUAACGAUAAGAAUAUCGAGAUAUGGAAGAUCAAGAAACUUAUAAAGGCACUUGAAGCUGCUCGAGGCAAUGGUACCAGCAUGAUUUCUCUUAUCAUGCCUCCACGGGAUCAAGUAUCUAGGGUCACUAAGAUGCUUGGAGAUGAGUUUGGAACUGCAUCGAACAUUAAAAGUAGAGUUAAUCGUCAAUCUGUGUUGGGUGCAAUCACAUCUGCUCAGCAGAGGCUUAAACUCUAUAACAAGGUUCCACCAAAUGGGCUUGUGCUUUACACUGGAACGAUCAUGACUGAAGAUGGGAAAGAGAAGAAGGUUACAAUUGAUUUUGAGCCCUUCAGGCCCAUUAAUGCAUCUCUAUAUCUUUGUGAUAACAAGUUCCACACAGAAGCCCUGAAUGAACUUUUGGAAUCUGAUGACAAGUUUGGAUUUAUUAUAAUGGAUGGAAAUGGGACACUUUUCGGGACAUUGAGUGGCAAUACCAGGGAGGUUCUUCACAAGUUUAGUGUUGAUCUGCCCAAAAAACACGGAAGAGGAGGACAGUCAGCACUGCGUUUUGCUCGUCUUCGGAUGGAGAAACGGCACAACUAUGUGAGGAAAACAGCAGAGCUUGCAACCCAGUUUUAUAUUAAUCCUGCCACCAGUCAGCCCAAUGUUUCAGGCCUGAUACUAGCUGGAUCAGCUGACUUUAAGACAGAGCUUAGCCAGUCUGAUAUGUUUGAUCCUCGUCUUCAGGCAAAAAUAUUGAAUGUGGUCGAUGUUUCUUAUGGAGGAGAAAAUGGUUUCAAUCAAGCAAUUGAGUUGUCUGCUGAGAUCUUGGCCAACGUGAAAUUUAUACAAGAGAAGAAAUUGAUAGGCAAGUAUUUUGAGGAGAUUAGUCAGGACACUGGGAAGUAUGUUUUUGGGGUUGAUGAUACCUUGAAAGUUCUGGAAAUGGGUGCUAUUGAGACCCUUAUUGUGUGGGAAAAUCUGGACAUGACUAGGUAUGUGCUGAAAAAUAACACUUCUGGAGAAACAGUCAUCAAACACUUGAAUAAGGAGCAAGACACUGUCCAAAGUAACUUCCGCGACCCUGCUACGAAUGCAGAAUUAGAAAUUCAGGAUAAAUUGCCACUGCUUGAGUGGUUUGCAAAUGAGUACAGGAGGUUUGGUUGUAGUCUGGAGUUUGUUACCAAUAAAUCACAAGAAGGAUCUCAGUUUUGCCGUGGUUUUGGUGGCAUUGGAGGGAUUCUCCGCUACCAGCUUGAUGUUCGUGCUUUUGAUGACCUUUCUGAUGAAGGUGAAUUUUAUGAAGAUUCUGACUAGCAAUUAAGCAACUUCAC
Nicotiana tabacum (common tobacco) is the source of this 1611-nucleotide messenger RNA. RefSeq names its product eukaryotic peptide chain release factor subunit 1-3-like. Gene Ontology annotation, molecular function: translation release factor activity. Gene Ontology annotation, biological process: translational termination. Lineage: Eukaryota; Viridiplantae; Streptophyta; Magnoliopsida; Solanales; Solanaceae. The record is from RefSeq and is a predicted model, not a curated record.